AUGGACGCCACGCUGGAGCGCCCAAUUCAUGAGAAUUUCAUCAACACGCAAGACCUAGUAAAAUGGGUGGAGGGACAGCCCGAUGAUUCUCGCAUGCCCACCGCUCAAGGCAUAUUUGAUGACCUCUUGGCCAAGUCAUCCCAGCUGAAAGCGACAUCCGGCAACUCGUGCGUCAAGCUCUGUGGUUUUGUGGCUCAGUGCACAAAAUCCAAGCUUCCUGAGAUCCAGGAAUGGGCCUACACGGAGGAGAUGAGCUUGAAGCUCUUCAAUUUCUUCAUCGAGUGGAACGAGGUGGAGGCGCAUAGGCACCUGAGGCUUGUGUUGGACCUUCUCCCAAAUCUCAUCAACCAGAACCCCGACUCAACGGUAGGAUCUGCAGUCAAGCUGAACAUCUUGGAUACCCUGGUAUCCAUCGUCGGACCCAAGUCCUCAAGACCUCUGGUCAAGUCGUCCAUGAAGGCCUUGGAUCAGUUCACUUCCAAGAGGCUCUUCUCCGUUAAGGACAUUGGACAGAGCUACCGCAGAGUUCACGCACAAACUGUAUGGCCAUCAGAUUUGGAUCUGUGGCGGGCGAUAUUUGCACAACUUUUUCAUCGCAUGAUCACUAUGCGUGCCAACGCGGGCAAGCUGGUUGUGACACUCUACCAAGCCCUGCAAAAGUCAAAGGGCGAGAUCAGCCAACAGUUCACCGUCCAGGUAUGGCUCGAAUGGCUUCAGGAAGCUCUAACGAGAGCACCCAUGCUGCUGGAUAGCGUCAAAAACUAUGUCUUCCUCCCUGUAUUUAAGCAGGACCGCGCCGGGUCUCUGCGGUUCCUGGAGAUUAUGAAAGAGCUGGACCCGGUAUCGGUGACGAGUGAAGACGAUGAGGAGGAGGUCAAUGUCCAGGCUUUGCUGAGGUUCAAUGCCUUGGAAACUGGAAAGAAGGUCGGAAUCGUGGAUGAACCUGGUACUGCUUCCUUCGCUCUAUCUUUCAGGCCUCAUGCUGACAUUGGCAGGCGGUGUUCCCUCGGAAACCAAGUCUGCAGUCGUCCUCGAGGAAGCUAUGCUCGACAGCGUGUUGUCCCAUCCGUCGUCCGAAACCCCAGCGCUAGAUUUCGCAUGGAGCUUCUGAGCAAGGUCAAGGCCAUGUACCGGCGUGCUCGAGGCGCCAUUCCUCUCCUUCAAAAGGCGCUUCAUCGGGUCGACGCAGCGCCACCAAAGACAACGCCAAAGGCCAACAAGAUCAAGGUUGGCACGUCUGCUGAGGAGGCAAUGGCGUGGCCAAAGGAAAGGAUUGAGAACGUCUUGGCGCAGCACAAGAAGUUCGUCGCGUGGUUCUUGCAAUUCCUCAAGUCAGAGCUCAUCCCAACAGCUUCUUAUCAGCGUCACUUCUCCAUCCUCCGCGCAACGCUCUUCAUCAUCCGCAUAGAGCUGGAUGACUCGAAAGUCUGGGAUUCCAAUGAGGAAGAGGUUCCUCUCUUCAGCACCUUUGACACCACGUGGACUCGGAUACUUUUUGACCUGGUCAUGGACGCCUUUGAAGAUGUAAGGGCUAUCAGUAACGAGAUUCUGAUGAUCUUCUUCACCGAGCCUCGUUUCAAGGACGCCAUCAGUCCCCUGGGCCAUAUCAGGACCGUCACUGAAUUCCUCCGACGAGCCGAAGAUAUCACACGUCGCACCGCGAGGGCUGACCACUCUGAUGGCCUUGCUCGCUCGUACGAGCUCCUGAGUCGAAUCCACGGCCAACAGCAGGAGCGACUCCUCGUGGUAGCUUCGCUCGUAGACCUGUUGGAGAGCAAGCUCUCUCUCGCAGAAAUUGAUCUUGGCAAAGCCGUUCUUGAAGCCCCCAUCUAUGGCUACUUCGCCUCUCUCCGCUUCGUGUGGGAGAGCCUUUGCGAAGCCACCUACACCGAGCCUGAGAUGAAGGCUCUGGACCACCUACAGUUUCGUCUGGUAAAAGCCUGCCAGCGCAUCUGGGCGACUGUCUCAUACGUCCUCUGCGAUGACUCGCCAGAGGGCCAUCUACCGCAGGAGCUGGAGGACAUUGAGGGCCUCGAUACUAAAGACCUCUUGAGCUACAGUUUCCGUGCCAUCCACGAAUCUAGCAAUCUCAUGCGUGCGAUGAUCGUGUCACUGAAAAGCAAAGCGAGAGAGGGCGAUUUACGUCCAUCUGUCGCCACAUUUUCUGCCUUUGGACAGUUGACCUUUGAUCAAUUGACGAACUUGCGACACAGAGGUGCCUUCUCAACGGUGUCUUUGACUUUUGCCACGUGCUGCCAACUUGUGCAAUACUCUGGAGGAAAGCCUGACUGGGUGCCUGAAGGCGAGACGCUGCUGGACGUCUGGUACAAGGGAAGCCAGGAGUGUAUCCUCACCCAUGCGUCGACAACUCGCCGGUCGGCCGGUAUCCCUUCCAUGAUCACUGGCAUCCUGUCCGCCGAUGCGGAAUCCCCGUCUUUCGAUCGCGUGAUUGCAGACUUGACGGACGUUGCGCAACGCGAGGCGCGCGUCACUAAGACUGACGGCUCCAACCUACCCCAAGUCCAUGCCCUUAACUGCUUGAAGGACAUUUUCAAAAGCGCCCACCUUGCACAAAUGGGCAAGGUGGAACGACACAUUCCCCAGUGUCUCGAGCUCGCAGCUGGCUGCCUCAAAGCCGAAGUAUGGGCGAUACGGAACAGCGGCCUCCUCCUCCUCAGGAGUCUGAUUGACAACCUCUUCGGCACGAAUGAAAGCAAGACCCUUAUCGAGGCCGGCUGGGACGGAAAGGCUUCGCGAGUUCAUUACCACAAGUACCCCAUCAUCCCAGUUGUGCUGCUCAACCUUUUGCGUUCCGGACAGGAAGUCAUGAAGCCUAGCACCGGCACCAUUGCCGCCGAGUCUGUGUUCCCUGCUCUGGACAUUAUCCGCCGAGCUGGACCUCCUGAGGACUUGCGCGCAGAGCUGUAUGGCCUUGUCACUGAGUACCUGGGCAGUCCGGUGUGGCACGUUCGGGAGAUGACAGCUCGUGCUCUAUGCUCUUUCCUUCUGCAUGACGGCUGGCUGCAAUCUAUCCAGGAGCUUGUGGAUGGGUCUGAAAGGCAACGGGUGUUGACGCAGGCCAACAGGUUGCACGGUGUGUUACUCACCAUAAAAUACGUCUUCGAGAAGCUAGCAAAUGUUUUGCCAGAGCUGGCGCAGAGGGACACUUCUCCGUUGUUGGACUUGGUCAUCGACCUCUACAAACAGGCUCCCGAGAUCUUCCUCCGAUGCCCCGAGGCACACGCAACGUAUGCUGAGAUCCUGAACGUCAUCUCUGCCUUUGCAUCUGGGACCGCCACCACGCCAGCCGAGAUUGUACGAGAAGAUGCUUAUGCAAGCUAUGCUCACAGUGCGUUGUUAAGCGGCCAGAUUGCGGUCCAGGAAGUCUACCAAGCGGCGUCGAGCCGUGACGUGGCUUUCCUUGCGCUCAAGGCCAUCGACACGGCAUCGAGCAAGCCAGAGGCCGCGGUCGACAUGUUGGAGGCCAUCCCGGUCGUGUUUCAGGCCAUCAUGAGUCCCGAGUUGGGUGGCGAGCUGUGCAAGGUGUAUUUGGGCGUGGGCGCCAACGCGGAGGCUCCCGAGCCGCGCAUUGUAGCCCUGGAAAACCUCGCCGAUACGAUUGAUGAUCUUCUGGAGCAAAAACGUCUGGACCUGAUUCCGUCAGAUGCUAGCCUGACGGCCCUCUGGAACGAGACUCUCGCCAAGUCGUUGAACCCCGGCCUCUCCAACGCUGUCAUCCGUCUCAGUGGUUCCAUCAUGGCAACGUCCACACUCCGUCAGGCCGCAAACUCCCAAGGUCAUGCCCUCGAUACUCUCCAGAACUGGACAGCCAUGAUUUCUGCCGCAGGCCAUGAAGACCAGCUAAUGAUGCAGCCGUUCGAUACGCGCUUCGCAGCAACUCAAUCCCUCAAGUCGUAUCUUUGUGCGUGCCCCUCUUCAGAGCCCGCCCUUAUGCCCGUGCUCCUCACCCUCUACGACGCCCUCAACGACGACGACGAGGAAGUUCGCGCCCUCGCCGCGCUCGCGUCGCGUCCUGUCCUGGCCAACCAGACUCUGCUCCCGCUUCGCGCAGCCGACUCCCUCCUGCAGCUCCUGCAGUCAUCCUACAGCCAGCUGUCCGCCUUCCAAGCGGCCGUCGCGCAGCGCUUGACGAGCACGUCCUCGGCGGCCCAGCAGCUCGCGACGGCGCUCCACUUUGACGACGCGCUGUUCGCCGUCGAGGAGCAGAACCAGUACAUCGACGAGGUGCGCGAGGCGCAGCGGUGGGCGGGGGUCUACGCGAGCCUCCCUGCCGGCGUCGACGACGCUGCGCUGGGAGCAUGGGCCGCUGACGGGGUGAAGGCGCUGAAGGAGCACGUCGAGAAGGAACGGGACGGACCACUCGGGUGGACGGGUAUGCCGGAUGCCUACGCCGUCUGCAUCCGGGUUCUGCUGGCCGCGAGGGCCGUCGUCGCCAGGCAGGGCGGGGAGGCCGAGAAGCUCAGGGCGCUGAUGGCGGAGCUCAAGGGUGUGGCAUCGGACAAGGCGGUGCACGGCAUGAUUCUGGAGUUGCUGGGGUAG
Molecule: messenger RNA, 4560 nt
Organism: Verticillium dahliae VdLs.17
Lineage: Eukaryota; Fungi; Ascomycota; Sordariomycetes; Glomerellales; Plectosphaerellaceae
Product: HEAT repeat protein
Exons: 9
Coding region: 1-4560 (1519 amino acids)
Biological process (GO): tRNA methylation
Cellular component (GO): cytosol
Source: RefSeq, a predicted model, not a curated record